AUGGCUGUUGCGACACUCCCCGCGGCGGGUGCUGCAUCGAUUCCCGGUAUGAACUUCGGGGGACUCACCUACGGCGACCCGAAGAGCAAAGAAUUUGAAUCGCUCGCGUCUGAAGUAGUCAACAUCAUCAAAAGCAAACUUUCGGCUCUCAACAAAGCAGAUACGUUGGCACAACUAGUUCUUACUGACAAGCUACCCGGCGGCGAGCUCACCAAGACACUGUAUAUCGACGCCCGACCCAGUGGCACACGUCUUCUUGAGUCUUUACCGGAUGGCACCGAGGUAGAAGUGACUGUGCUGAUGCGUCCUGAUAUGAUGUUCGGUUUGAUGAACGGUAAUUUGGACGUGAACAUGGUUGCCCGCGUCGGUUUUAAUGUGUCGGGCAAGACCCCUCCGAAGGGACAGUGUAUCUUGGAUCUCUUGGCCCCGAGACCUUCCACAGUCAUGGAUUACGCGAACUACACCUUCGCCGAAGAUGAGCUGCCGAAGCCGACCACCGACAUCAACGAGGUCAAGCGCAACAUCAAGAAAUUUGGAUAUGCUUUCGUCAAGGACGCAUUGACGCCCGAACAGGUUCAGAUCAUGAGACGAGCGAUUCUUGAACAAGCUGCUGGGGAGCGCCAAGCUGGUGUCGCUGAUCUCGAGGGCGGGACAAAUCAACGCCUGUGGAAUGUUCUCAACAAGGGUGACGAGUUUCUUGACAUCUUGAAUCAUCCUCUCUUUGAUGAGCUUCUCAGCUGGUUUCUGGGCGACUAUUCUUACCUGACCCAGGCUUCCGUCAACAUUUUGGGACCAAACAAUAUUCCAAUGCCUUUCCAUCGUGACCAGAUCCCUAUGAAUCCUUUUACGGACGAUCCCAUCGGCCUGAGUUUCAUGUUUUACAUGGAGGACAGCAGCAACGUCAAUGGAGCUACUCAUGUGAUUCCAGCUUCUCACAUUGGGCACGUACGCCCAUGGGAUCCCAAUAGUUUUGAUGGCUCUAUUCCGGCUGCGGCACCCGAGGGCUCGUGCCUUGUCUUCAACACCACCAUCUGGCACUCAACUGGAAUCAAUACCACCAGCCACGAGAGACCAGCCCUCAUCUACGCAUUCAGCCGGUACUUCAUGAGCUCAACUGUCAACCCUUACGUCAGCGUGAAGCAGGAAGUUCUGGACAAGCUGAGCCCGCGACAAAAGCAGCUUAUUGGCUAUGUUGUACGCCCUGCCUUCAACUGGGUUGGGAAGAAGAGGUCUCCAGGUGACGUUCUCGAGCGAUUUGAGGACGAUGUCGGUAGAGUCAGGGCAGAGUACGUGCCGAUUGGUGGAAAGGCUACUGGCAUAGCGAGUAUCUCCGAACGAACUAUCUGA
Colletotrichum karsti is the source of this 1347-nucleotide messenger RNA. RefSeq lists its product as uncharacterized. The coding region runs from base 1 to 1347 and encodes 448 amino acids. Lineage: Eukaryota; Fungi; Ascomycota; Sordariomycetes; Glomerellales; Glomerellaceae. The transcript has 5 exons. The record is from RefSeq and is a predicted model, not a curated record.